Molecule: messenger RNA, 336 nt
Organism: Aspergillus pseudoviridinutans
Lineage: Eukaryota; Fungi; Ascomycota; Eurotiomycetes; Eurotiales; Aspergillaceae
Exons: 1
Coding region: 1-336 (111 amino acids)
Source: RefSeq, a predicted model, not a curated record
AUGCAUCUUUCACCUUGGGCCUUUGCCACUUUCAUUACUGCUGCUACCGCGGCUACUCUCAAGGUCAACUACUAUUCCGACGGCGGCUGCUCCAAAUACAUGACCUCGAUCACUCCCGGCACCGGUAAUUCUUGCAUCGACUACGUAUGGGACGGUUCAAACAGCAUAAAUAUCGCCGACUGCACGUUUCCGAAUGGAAAGUGCGUCUGCACCUUUUACGUCCAGCCGCACUGUAAUGGCGCCUCCCACACUCUUGUCUACGGUGGAGACAAUUGUGCUUCGAACUGGGGCCGCGGAUUCUAUUCCAUGAAGUGCCAUAUUGAGCACGGCCUCUGA